Molecule: messenger RNA, 1986 nt
Organism: Betta splendens (Siamese fighting fish)
Lineage: Eukaryota; Metazoa; Chordata; Actinopteri; Anabantiformes; Osphronemidae
Product: cytochrome P450 3A30-like
Exons: 14
Coding region: 229-1767 (512 amino acids)
Molecular function (GO): iron ion binding; oxidoreductase activity, acting on paired donors, with incorporation or reduction of molecular oxygen; heme binding
Source: RefSeq, a predicted model, not a curated record
CAGGCUGUACUCACACAAGGACAUGUCCAGGCAAAACUCCACUGGAUAUUUCAAACUCCAGCGUUUCAGCUCUCGUCUUUCUUCUUAUUUCUUUCUAAAUCUAAACCAGAACAGGAAGAACAGGAAGUACCCGACCACACUCUUAUGUAACACAGGGAGACCCCUCCUCCAACACAGGCACAGAAAGCAGGACAGGGAUCAUCUCACUUCGGACCAACACAGAGAAUCAUGGGGUUUCUUCCUUUCUUCUCUUUAGAAACAUGGACUCUGCUGAUCACAUGUUUCUGCCUGUUUGUAACGUACGGCUACUGGUCAUACGGAGUCUUUGAAAAGUUGGGGAUCCCUGGUCCAAAGCCAGUCAUGUACUGGGGUACAUUUGGUCGACUCAACAAAGUUUACUACUUAGCCGACGUCGCGUGUGCUCAGAAGUAUGGAAGAGUGUGGGGCCUGUAUGAGUUCAGGACGCCUGUGAUGGCUGUGAUGGAUCCCGACAUGUUGAAAACCAUACUGGUGAAAGAAUGUUUCACCUACUUCACCAACCGGAGGAACCUGCCUCUCUCAGGAGACCUCUCUGAUGGGGUGUCUCUUGCUGAGAACGACCAGUGGAGGCGGAUUCGUAACACCCUCUCUCCUUUCUUCAGCUCUGGUCACAUAAAAGAGAUGUUUGGCAUUAUGAAACAUCAUUCCAAGAAACUGACCCUCAGUCUGCGGUCCAAGGUGCAGGAUGGUGACACUGUUACUAUGAAAGACUUCUUUGGACCCUACAGCGUAGAUGUGAUGGGAAGUUGUGCAUUCAGUGUGGACAUGGACUCGAUCAACAACCCGACAGGUCCCCUCAUCACCCACGCCUCCAAUCUGUUUAACAUCUCCAAACUGCUUGUUAUUGCUAUAGGCUGCUUUCCCUUUGUUCUUCCUCUCUUGGACCUGCUGGGUGUCUCGAUUUUUCCCAAAUCUUCCACCGCUUACUUUAAAACACUUCUGGAGAAGGUGAAGGGAGAACGAAAUGACGUCUUGAAUCAGAAACUGGGAGACUUCCUUCAGCAUAUGAUGAACUAUCAGAGCACCAAGAUGCAUGAACCCAUGAAUGAGAAGCAGAGGAACGGUCUCACUGAGCACGAGAUCCUCUCUCAAGCAACACUGUUCGUGUUCGCCGGAUACGAGACAAGUGCCUCCGCUCUCGUUUUCCUGGCCUACAAUUUGGCCACAAAUCCUGAAGUCAUGCAGCGUCUGCUGAGGGAAAUAGACUCCACCUUCCCGAAUAAGGCUCCAGUUCAAUAUGAAGCUCUGAUGAAGAUGGAAUAUCUGGACAGUGUGGUCAAGGAGAGUCUGAGGCUCUACCCUUCAGCUACACGUCUGGAACGAACUGCCAGAGAAACUGUGAAGAUCAAUGGAAUCACAAUCCCAAAGGAGAUGAUGGUCAUGAUCCCAGUGUUCGCUCUGCACCGUGACCCAGAGUUGUGGCCCGAGCCCGAAGCCUUCAAACCCGACAGGUUUAGUAAGGAGAACAAGCAGAACAUUAAUCCAUACACUUACCUGCCCUUCGGUGCUGGGCCCAGGAACUGUUUGGGGAUGCGCUUUGCCCUGGUUGUGGUCAAACUGGCCCUGGUGGAGGUUUUGCAGAACUUUGUCUUUUCCGUCUGUGAGGAGACAGAGAUCCCCCUGCAGAUGGCUGCCACAACAUUUAUUAGUACUGCACGACCCAUUAAAUUAAAGCUGGUGACACGAUCCAAUGUCUCAGAGAACGGUGAGAAGAAGAACGAAGAGUGAGCGUCCUUUUUUUGUGUGAAAAGCUUGUAAAACCAUGAAACAAACAAGUGAUAGAAACACGAGAUCAUGUUAAAAGCGAAAUAAAUAAGAUGAAAAAUACUAUGAACUGGGGGUGCUCAAUAAACACAUUUUGUGGCAUUUACAGACUUAUAGAAUAGUGAUAAGCCUUUGUGAAGAGGUUUGUAAUGUUUAAGGAAAUAAAUCAUUUUAAAUUUAGAA